Tetrahymena thermophila SB210 is the source of this 2208-nucleotide messenger RNA. RefSeq names its product kinesin motor domain protein. The transcript is spliced from 6 exons. Lineage: Eukaryota; Ciliophora; Oligohymenophorea; Hymenostomatida; Tetrahymenidae. The record is from RefSeq and is a predicted model, not a curated record.
UAAUUUAGAUAAUAAAUAAAUAAAUAAUUUGUUAAUUACAUUAGUAGUAUCAAAUUUAUUAGAAACAAACUUGAAUAAUUCUUAGAAACCGCAAAACACUCUAAAUCGCAAAGCUUUUCAAAUUGGCAUAGCUUUUAACUUAUAGAUAGAUAGAAAGAAAAGUAGUAAAAAUAUUUAGCCAAAUAUAUUCAAAUAAAUAAACAUAUUUUAGUAAAGAUGGAUCCAAAGAAAAAAAAAAUAUUAAAUAUCCCUGAGAACAAAGGUCUAAUUCAUAAUUUUAAGUUUGAUAUUGAAAUUCCUUUUGCACCAAAUGCAUUCCCUAAAACUUUAUACUACUAAUUGGAUUAAGAGAGACACACUCGUCCAAAAGUGUUAAAUGCAGAUGUAAAGGGAAUGUGCAAUUUAUUUGUUAACUGCGAUUUAGGUCUUCCAAUAGACGAUUUGAAUAUGAAACCUCAUAUAUAUAAUUUAUAAGAAGGAAAUGAUAAUCAUCAUUUAGGAGAUAAUGGCAAUACAAAUAGCAAUUAAUUGCAUCCAGAUGAUUUGGCUUUAAUUAAUGAAGAUAUUAUUGUAAGUGAUACUGAAGAAGAUGAAGAAACUCUCAAGACUCAAAAGGAAUAAAAACUCUUAGAUCAAAGAAUUAAAGAAGAACAAUAAAGGUUCCUUAUGAAGCAAUAGAUGUUGCAAAAGUAGUCUGAAUUAGCAAAAGAUAAAGAUACUGAUUUUAGCUAAGGAUUUGAAUAAGUCAAACUAGCAAUCGAACAUAGCUUUGUGACCUCUAACAAUAUCAAAUUAGAAGAAAUUAAACAUCCUUCUGAUCCAAACAGAUCUAUAAAAAAAGUAUUUAAUAUCCUACCAAACCUUGCAAAUUAGUCAUUAAAGUUAGGUGUUAUUUCUCAUAAGUAGAAGGUAGAAUCCUUAACAAAUUCUUUCUCAAAAGGAAGAUUUUGUACUUUGUUCAAAGAUAUUUCUUUCUAAGAUAAAAAUUAGAAAGUUUUUAGGUUAUUUGUACAAAAAUUAUAAGAUGAAGAACCAUAUAAACCUAAAACAUUAUUCGAAGAAGAUAUGAUUGAAGUAGAAUCUUAAUAUAAUGAACUAUUUUAAGAAGAUGAGGAAGUUGUUAUUGAAAAGCCAGAUGAAGAAUAAUUGAAUCAUAAUUAAAUUAAGUUAAAAAAUAAAUCAGUAUUUAACUAUUCUGAUCAUUCUACUAAAUUGCAAGGAAAUGAUAUUCUACUUUUGUUCCCUAAGCAAGCAUAAAAUGAUUAAAUUCAAAAUACUUAUUUUUAGAAGGUUGAAUUUUAGAUUUCACUUGACUAAGAAAAAAAAGAAUUAGCUUUUGCAGAUAAUGUCAGAUAAUAAAUAGAGCUUGAUCGUUAUGUUAAGAUGGAUAUAAUUGAUGAAGAAUAAAUUAAAUUGAUGAAAUAAAUUGAUUAAGAAAUUGUUGAUGAAGAGUUUGGUAAUCAAAAAGAAACUAAAAAAAAAUCUAUUAAGUAAAAAAGUCAUCGUUAAAAUGACUAUGAUGAUGAAGAAGAUGAUGGAGAUUUUGAUAUGGAGGAGGAAUUAGAAGAUGAAGAUGAAGAAUUGUAAGACGAUGAUGACGAUGAAGUUAAUAAAAAGAGCAGCGUUAAUAAAUAAGUUCCUACAAAAAGCUACAAUUUACGUGAAAGUCGCAAGCAAAAUAAUGUAUUUAAUCAGUUAUCUGCUGAAAAGAAGUCUUCUAAUAUUGUCACUGCUGCUGCUCAGGAAGAAGAUAACGAAGCAGAAGAACAAAUUAAUGAUAUAUUUAGUGAUGAUGAAAAAGAUAAUAAUAAUAACAAUCAUAUUGGUAGUGCUUAAAAUGUUACUUAAAGCCAAGCAAAUCAGUUAAUCGAAGAAGACGAAGAAGAUGAUGAAUAGUUUUAAUUUGGUGCAAACAGACAAAAGGCUGACUCUGAUGACAAAGACAAUUAGUGGGCAGAUUCUAAAUAUAAAAAAUCUAAAAACAAUCAUGAAGACGAUGAUUUUAUUAACGAUGAAGAAGAAGAGGAGGAAGAGGAGAUAGAAGAUGUAAGUUCUGUUUCAGGUCAUAAAGAUUAAGAAAAUGGAGAUGAAGCUUUAUAAAAAUAUUUCCAAAGCCAACAGCAACAAUAGUCCCAAUAACCUUAAUUAAAUACUGGACAAAUUGAAGAAAUGACUGACGAUGAAGAAGACGAUGAAUUCCCUCUCUGA